Messenger RNA from Spirometra erinaceieuropaei, 10692 nucleotides. The record is from the annotation of a GenBank genome assembly. Lineage: Eukaryota; Metazoa; Platyhelminthes; Cestoda; Diphyllobothriidea; Diphyllobothriidae.
AUGCGACAGCGUAACCAUCGGUUCUCCAUCAGUAUCUCUUCGCCUCCUGGUGCCCUACUCAUCUUCCUCGUAGUCCUUCAAGCGGCCAGAUCUCUCGGUUAGUUGAUUGCUAAUGAGUCAAUCACUUAUCCUGCUUAAUUGGAUAUGCUUAAAUGGAAAAAAUGAUGCUGUUUGUUUGCAUAUGUCCACGCCGAUUAUGGGGUUUGCAUACAGCAGGCGAUGGCGUCUCUGUCCUGUCGACUGUUUGCCGGCUGGAAUGCGGUUGAAAAGUGAAGAUGUGUGAUCAGCUGGUUACUGUUCCUCCCCGAGGAACUGAAACAACGCCCUCAGUAUAUAAAUCGACUAAUCUGUUUAAAAUCGUGAGGUGAUAAGCACUUAUGCAUUUCAGAAAUAGCAACACGACUUAAUUAUUUAGAAUGAAAGCUUCCUCAGACAGUGCAAACAGUUUUAAAAAUCACAGAGUUUCACCGCUGGGUUUUGAGGACCACUUCACAGUGAGAGGCUACCUGAAGUAUUGUGUCCAGCCUAGCCUCUAGUCUGAAUCUUGUGGCCACGAGUCCUAUUUGCGGAGCACGCCUCUUGCAGUUUGUGAAGUUAAUAAAAUUCAGGCGUUUGAAGCAUAAAAAAGUCAAAUUAUUUUGAAAAGCGAUGAUUUGUAAAAUCUGAUUGCGAAUUAGCCAACGGGAAACUUGGGAAAUGAUAGUUCGGCAGUCCCAACCGCCGAUGCCCACCGUGUACUCCACAGAAAGAUGAAGCAGGCACAGUGACUUGCAGCAUCUACUGCACACUAUCCUCAUCUUCCACCUGAACCCGGUGUCCAGGCAGAGUCAAGAAGACUGGAGGCGCGAGAGGACGCAUGUGGAUGGCGCGGACUCGCCCGCGCCGUGACGCUCGAUUUCACACCGCUUGGCGCACAUAACAAUUAACCAGGAUUUUAACCAGCGACAGCAAUACCACGACGAGUCAGAGGACGACGAUGACUGGACAUCACAAUCACAUUUGCUGGCAGGGGACCAGGUGUCAGAGAACUGCCAGCACACACCAAACUGAGAGGGCCAUGGUUUGCUGAUCCUGACAUAGCAGAUGUUUACAGACUUUGACAAUGGAGAGCAACAUUCGGCUAGAUCUCAGUUGGUAGCCAGGAAUGGGGGAAGCGGACGACGACCUUAACCCUAACCCUAAACUCAACCUUAAACGUUAACCGUUUACCUUAACGGCAACCCUAACCCUAACCGAAAUCGUAAACGGAACCGUAGCCCUUAGACAUAGCCAUAACUGAAAAACCAAACCGUAAUACUGAAACCUAAUCGUGCGCUCAAACCCUAACCGUAAUCCGAAAACUUAAGCCUAAGUGCAUAACCUUAGCCCGAAAAUCGGAAACCAUUAACCGGCACCCUUAUCCUAACCUCAAACGUAAAAUGGAAGCCAAAUGGCUCAGAUGUGAUUAUGGAACCCCACAAAAUAGCCUCAGUAAGCAAACCCCCUAGACACCUGUAAUACGGAGCCUGGCUACCAUCUGCGAUCUUGCCCAGCAAUCAUUUACCACUAUUGUUUUUAGCACUGUCCCCCACGUUUGUUGUGAUUUCGGUGUAGUUUAGAAACGAAAUUGGGUACGCUACUGGAGGUUUUGAAAUCUCCCUAGUGGAUACUACAGGCGUCACGACUGGAUAAACACUGAGCACAAGAAUUAAAUUGUGGUCGACAUCCACUAAAUUCUUGUUUUACCAGAUCAAGAGGUAAAUCGAAUCUUUGCUAACGUAAAACAGCGAUUAUCUCUUAAAACUUGCAAUUCAUAUAAUUGACUCAAUCAGAACUGAAAAACCAGGUUUUUCCAGCCACCAGCCAGUGGUCGUUAGGUGCGCAAACAGAUAGCCAAGUUGAUUCUUAUUUUUCUAGGACGACAUCUGCCCAGCCAGCAUAUUUAUGUCCGCAUUCCCAGCAUAUGCGUGCGAGUUUGACUAGGCAAUCCAAUCGCGCUUGUAAGUAGAAAGUGAGGUUUUCAUGACUAGAAGCAAAAAUUUCACCGUCAAGUCAACUCAUGCAGUUUAAAAUACCUUUAUUCGAUUGCAAACUGUCCAAUCCACCAACCAUGAUGUUCGUCAGCCCGUCACUACAUUCUAGUCUAUUUUUUUUCCACUUUUUUCGAUAUUUAAGUAAAAACAGUUGGUCGGAUGUGGUUUGGUAGGCUCACCUGAAGUAAACAAACCCCAGUUACCUCUAAUACGGGACCGGUGGUAAAUGGGGUUUUUACAGGUGGAGCCGGAGAACACACAGACGACGAGGACAAGUAGUUGCAUGGAAAUGUGGUUGAAUUUACGCGGGCAUCAAAAAACCAUGAAAAUAAUGAAUACAGCAUAAGAAGUCAUUCUUUGUUGAGUGAGGAUGUCGUAGGAGGCCGGAAAGGUCAUUAAAAAGUCGGCGCUCUGGCGUGACUAAAAUAUUUUUGGAUCGUAAACCACAGUAAUUUAUUUUACAACCCCACCUAAGUAAUUCCUUCAAACCGAAGAUAUAUCACCGAACUUCGAUUAAAAUUUCAUGAGAUAGUCCGGAUACUGUACCCUUUAUCACGCCUUUUUAAAAUAAAUCAUCUGCAAUGUAUAUUAUUGUAGUUGGUAAGCUACUUUCUCGAAAGCACAUGCUAUGUAUUGAUGCAAUUUACGGCGACUACUCACAAACCUCAACGCAUUCCUAUGGCGACAGCUGUUGAUCGGCAAAUAUCAAACCGAUAUUUUACGUUGAGUGAACACAGCACAAUCUAGGCAGAAUGUUAAUACCGCAAACACAAGGGAGACUGAUCGAUAAUAACAUUCUGCCUAUAUCAUGAGCCGUUGUUCGGCUGCUGGUUGGGCUUGAGAGAGAACCCGUGAGGCACAACGGAACGAGUGAAUACCGCAAAAAAUCGAUCGGUGAGCACCCUACUCUGCUAUAACAGAGUCUGUUUAAGUUGGGAUUCCAUUUAGUCGAAACAACUUAACACUUUCUUAUACUAAACGUCUUGAAGAGGGACUUUCCUACACGCAGACGAAAGAAGAGGAAAUAAUUAAUAACCACGGCAGGACUGACUUAUUUGACCCCUAAACAGGACAUGGGAAUAGGUACGCACCAUCCAAGCAAUAAAGAUGGCCUGGGCAUAAUCCCAGAAAGAGACAAGUAUUAUCGCGUCCAUACCACAGAAAUAACCCUUAUCUAAAACUAAGCCGUUGGCUUAAUAUUGACCUUACCCCUGCACUAAAACUCAAAUCUACACUUAACAUUAACCCCUAACGAAAACCAAAAAUUGGUCCUAACUUAGUUUGUCGUUGGCUUUAAAUCUAGCCUUUAGCCUAAUUCAUAACCCAACCCUAGCCCUCACCUUCAAUCUAACCCUAAUUUGACUGGACGUUGGCUCAAAGCCAUCCGCAUUGCAGGAGGUUCCUGUUCUCAUGUCCUGUUUAGGGGACAAUUUAAGUCAGUCCUACCACAAUGACUAUUAAUGGAAGAUGAACGCACAUCUCCUAACAGUGCGAAUUGGCGGAAAAAUCAUCAUUAAAGAGAAACUGGCAUCUACCACUCUAUCUCAGACAUGACUCGGUGCGUCAACGCAUUCUACGGUUUUGCGUUCGGCCACCACCACAACUUCGCAGAACACAGCCCUCCUUCUGGUGCCAUUACUCGGGGUAUGGCCUGAUAAUUGUAGCUACCAAGUACAAGCCUCAUCUUCAGCAGCUACAAGUUGCUGAUUGGCUAAGUUGAAAGAUCCAGGUUGUUCAUUUGAGAAGAAGGGCUCAUGAGAACAGGCGGUAAGGUGGGGUUUGGUAGCCCCACCUGCUGGGGUUGGGGUUAAAGGUUAGGAUAGGGGAUUAGGGCUAGGGGUUAGCGCAACUAUUCCUCAACCACUAAAAGUACAACCGGGCAUUCCCAAUAGCUUUUUUUCGCAUACAGCUACUUGACCCCGUUGCCUAUGCGGUCCCGUCUCCCCCCUGUAUAAACCCCUAUUACCACCGAUCCCGUAUUAGAGGUAACUAGAAUUCGUUUACUUCAGGUGGGGCUACACAACCACAUCCGACGGAUUAGGCUUAUUGGAAUGCUGACAUCUCGGCGAACUCGGUUGGUCCACCAUUGUCCAAGCGUAGAAUGUAAUUAAUCGAGCAGAAACAGAAGUUGCGUGGCACGCUGGGCAGCCUCAUAUUGAUUGUUUUUCUCCUUUCUCGCUGCCUCGGCCAUUCCAGGGAUUUUUGGCGGACUCUUUGGGGUGCAGGUGCUGUGAGUCACCGACUCUUCCGGGGGUGUGAUUGAGCCUUUGCCGGGAUUGUUCGGUCUGACGGCCCCCCUUCUUCCUCGCCGAGUUAUUUCGUCGUCAGGCUUUGUCCGCGCGGCCGUCUUAAAUUCAGUGUGGUCUUCUUGUCCUGAACUUUAUGAAAAGAAUGGUACAGGACUUUGUAAGCUGCAAGAAGGUCCAAAUGAGAGAGAGGAAUGCUUUAUUUUGAAAAUAACAUUCAAAACUUUCAGCAAAAACGGUUCUUCAGAACACAGUGAUUACCAUAGAGAUCAACAGGUAUUGGACAGGUGGACAUAAUUAUAUAUGAAGAAAAAAGGACUUUAAGAUGCAAGAUCGAGUUUUAGCUUUUGUUUUUCAGCAUCUUUGCAGGUGAUAUAACGAGCUAGAAAUGGCAGUAUGGAAUUCUGAUAAGCCGAAGUGCGACAAGGGAUGUGGCGGGAGCAUCGACGCAUGGGGCGUAUGGAUUUCGCAGCCACUAACUCAUUAUGAAGGGGAUGGACGGUGUCAUUCAGAAUUCGGUCAGCAAACUGCUCCACCGUAUUGAAAUGUCGAAUUCAUACAUCAGUCUUGAUUGACAAAAAUGGCCACUCCUCCAACUCUACUGCCUGUUGGAGAUGGUCUAUCAUUUCGAAAACAACAAAAUGAUGAAGGAGUGAUUAGUUCCGAGUCAAUAUGGCUAUUCAACCACGUCUCCUGAAGGCAUAUUACUCCUGUUUUGCCAUGUUCUUUGGUUGACAGAAGUAAUUCCAAAUCAUGGGCUUUGUUAAAUAUCGAUCGACAGUUAGUCGAAAGAAAACCAGGGAUUUACAACUUGUUUUUAGACUGGCGUUUAAGCGCAACUUGCCAUCCACAGCGAUGUUGCUUUCGAAAUAUUGGCCUUUGCUGAUACGAGCGUGGGAAGGCCAGCGAGGAAGGACGAUAAACAGGACAAGUUGUCAGAGGGUAACUGCUGCUGGCACGGCGAGUUCGUUGCCUCUGGGAGCGUGAGAACGCCAACGCAGGACAAUCGCAGAAACGACAAAUUGGCCGCAAAGUGCAACCACUAGGGUCAUGAUUAGGAGGCGGAAAAAUCGAUGCAGAAAUUUCGCAGGGUUUAAGCUCCUUUAAAAAGGUACUAGCGUACUGUAAAGACGACCUCAUAGGAAUAGAUCAAUUGAGACAAAGGAAUAAGACUGGGGUAUGCAAUUAAUAAGUAUUCACGUGACUGGAGGGAAAAACAAAAAGUGGCGGCUCAAUUUCAAAAGAGUUGGCAUCUGAGUACCACGCCUCGGGUGCCUGUCGUUCUGCCUUUGAGUUAUCCCGGCCUAAGACGGCAGCUGCCCUUAGGUCGAAAGUUUGACCGGUUUUCCCCAGCUUGCUUUGCAAGCUGAAAGUUUGGAUCUAGCCUCCGAGUUGCCAGUUUAUGAUUUUGUAUGCGGGCCUGCAUUCCUGCCCCUUUUUCCCAACGUACUUGCUGCCCCUAUCAUUGUAACUUAUCUUGUAGGCAACUACUGAGGUUCCAGUGGGUGGCUGCGUGUCCUUAAGUUGCAUAGGCGCCGAUUUGUUGCCUCGGGGUAAAUGGGCUAUGCCUAUUCUGGCGGGUUGUUACAGUCGAGAUACCACCUAGGAGAACCCUUUAGUGCCGGAAAUGGCCCUCCAAACUUCGCGCCUGCCUUUCUCAAUAAAAUGGCUGGGAAAAUCAUUGUCUGUGAAGAGAUGCUAAAGGUAAAGCCGUUGGGUCCUUUUAUCUUCAGGCGUGCUGCUGACUGUUUCAUCUCUUUGGAACAGAGUGCAGACACAGCUACAAUCAGCAUGAGGUCGACCAGCACGGUAUGCCACUUCUAUUUCUGUUCGAUUAAGUGCACUUUAAGCUUCGACGAUGGUGAGCCGACCACGGUCUCCGAAGUGUCGAUAUUCCAAUGAACCUGUUCCGGUGAGACUAUCUCUGAAGCCUAGGCCGAGCGUGUGACCAUGGCCACCCCGACUAUCAGGCUCGAUCCCGAAUUGAAAGAGAAGGAGGACGCCAGUUGGGAGGAUCGUACAGAACAACGAGAGAGGGGGCUGUAUAGAGUUGAUAACCGGACGUGGGCAGGCCCAGCGCAGGGUUGAGCGGCGCCCCCAGCGUCCGUCAGGGAAUGAUUCAAAGCGUCUUAAAACAGGGGACACGGCUUUGAAUCUGAUUGGUCGGUUGGAAGUCCAAAGUGGGCGAAUGACAGACAGCCCUGGUGCGCAGGUGCAGAUACUCGCAAGAGGCCCAAUGCUGAGACGGGCGUUCGUAGUAGGGCCAUUACAGGCCUUUCUUCAUCCUCAGGUGAACAACCUGGAUCUCUCAACUUCACUAAACUGAAUACUCUGUAAGUUUUAACUGCUUUCGGUAGUACUUGGUUGUCACAAUUAUCAGGCAGAACCCCGAACAGUGCAUAAAGACAAAAGGCACCAGAAGGAAGGUUUUUUCUGCUCAGUGGUGGUGGCGGUCGAACGCAAGGCCGUGGCAUGCACUGACGCAUAGAGUCAUGUCUGAGAGAGUGUAUGUGGUAGCGGUUCCUGGUAAAGUGUGUGUUGCGAACCAGGGGGUGUUGUGGCACGCCUAGAUGCGGUUCCGCCAUGCCAGCCAGCUGCGCCCUCCCACGCCUCCGGUCGUCCUGACUCUGCCCUGACACCAGGUCCAUGUGGGGAGUGGGGAAGAGAGAGAGAGAUAGUGCGGUAGAUGCUGCUCAAGUCUACUAUCGCUAUGGACCAACUCGCGCGCAAGUCACCGUGCCUGCUGCGUCUUUCUCUGUAGCACACCGUGGACAUUGUCGGAAUCGACGGCCGAGCUGUCGUGUUAGCGGUUGCUUUACCAGGCUUUUGAGAGCACGCUCAAGUACUGUCCAGUAGGCGUGUGCUGCAUCCCUACCCGAGGCGUGGUGUGUCCCAGCGACGCAUGGGCAGCUGCGACCACCUGGACGCAGGUGUGCCCGAGUUGCAGUCGGUCUGCAGCGGCCGAGGACGUGGAGAGUAGCACACACCUGGUAAUGUGAAGCAUCUGGGAUAACUCCUGACUUAUGACGAGCUGGAUGAGGUUGUUAGAGACUGCACCCUUCUCAUCGAAGCUAUAGGAGGAAAAAAUUAAACGAUACGAAAUAUGUAUGCUAGGAACGAGGAGUUUUGUACAUCGGCUAACGAUAAAUGAUACAGAGCUAGAUCAGAGUUAUUGCAUGAAAGAGAUGAUGCCAACGAGCAUGCUAAAUGACCGGUGGGGAAUGCAGCGCUGGGGCAGCUGCUGGGGGCCGGGGUGGAGGGUGCCGACACAGAGGACGGGUGGGGGGGAAGCAUUACGACGAGAGUUGUGGGGAAGGAGUCGGCGGUUAUGUGGGGGAAGGGAACUGGCUAUUUUCACCAACAUGAGGCUACACCGUCUCCAUCCUGGACCCACGCCACAAGUGUUCACUUCAUCCAAACAACUCAAUAGAAUUCCUUGGAGGUUACAUUUCGAGGAAUUGCAGGUCAGAGCGUGUGGGGUUACAUGAGGCCGCCCUUCAGAGGGAUCUUGACCUCGACGUAAAUGAGCCGAGAAACAAGUAAGGUGACCGCUGUAGUGGUGGUGGAUGGCCAAAGUUCAAGGGAUUGAAGUACGGUCAUUACAAAGUUAUCGGACUUUCAUGGUGUCCCACAGUCAUCAGUGCGUCCGCUUUCAUUAAGUAAUCUGUCAGACGGGAAAUAUGUCAAUCUUCAAAAGAGGCAUUGAGUUGCAGAAUUAUGCUGUCGCCCUUAUAUUUCCUGCCAUCGCAUUUAUUAUACAACUGAUUCCAAUUUUCACUAUUAACUAUGGCUUCUUAAGUCUUCCAGUUCCGUAAGCGGAUUUUGUCCACGGGUUCGUUACUAAUUAAAACUCCAAAUGGCAGACAGUCAAUGGUGUUUCAAUAGGCGUUGCCAACCUUUGAAGGAUGAUUGCCCAGGCAAAUAUGGCGCUGCAUGUCCACCUUCUGGGCUCCAAGGUUUGUUAGCGUCUGCUAUGCCAUAAUAAGCAAACCAUGGACCACGCGGUCUGGUGUUAGCUGGCAGUUCUCUGGCGGUAGAUGCACAUGCGCUCCCGCUGGGUAUACACGUCGUGUGCAUGGCUGCCCAGUCGUACAUGUCUUUUCUGUUGUUGGCCGGAAUCCUGGUCAAGUGCUGUUUGUGGGUCGGCGAGUGUGAAGUGGAGCGCCUAGGCGCGGACUGGGCCACGCCAUUUACCUGCGCCCUUCCCGUCUGAGAUCUUCUUGGAUCUGUCUUGACACUGGGUCCAGGCGAGGAGGAGGGCAGAACGUGGCAGACGCUACGUAAGCCUACUCUCACUAUAAACUAAUUCCCGUUCAAGUCACCUCGCCUGCUUCACCUAGCUGUUGAGCACGGGAUGAACAAUGUCGGACGCGACGGUCGAACUACCAAUAGGUGUUGGGGUGCGCGAUAACUGCUCCUCACUACUAUAGUUCGUUCUCCGUUCAAAAUCAGGUAGCCGGAGGUGAGGUGACAAAAACUGAUGAGUGAAAUUUACACAAAAAUGCGGAUAGCGAGCACGAGACGGAGUGCAGACUUAGCGUGGCCAAAUGCGUAUGAAGGCCUUGCCUCUGAUUGGUUAAUCACUAAGCGCCGCAAUAGCGCAUUUUGUGUGAAUACGGUAAGCGAUGUAUGCGGACAGGUGUUCGGGUAGGUUUUCAAUUACAUCGUCCAUGAAGAAGACGUUCGUGGAACACUCGUUUCUUAGCCCUUCCCUGAGUGAAUACUAGGGACACUCCACUGAAUAGUAUUAUCAAUGCAUUUCGAACUGGGCAUCCAUCUUCCCGUCCUUGCUUACAUGCUAAAUGUAGUUGAGCCAUAUAUUUGAGAUCUUUUUUUACUAUUAUUCCAGAAGUCCCCAGUGAUUUCCCCUGCUCGGAUGAGACCUGGACCUAUGUCGCCAACAACGGUCAGUGCUACAAGGUUAUCUCGGGGCCAAAGAAGUUUAACUGGAGCGAGGGCGAGGUGGCUUGUAAGUCAGCUCUGGCCUCUGUCUCGGCGAUACCUGUGGUACUGCCAGAGGUGCACAAUGAGAGCGAGGCGAAUGCCAUGAUUGAAUUUCUGGUAAAAGUGGCUGUCAAGGAGAAAAUAUGGCUCGGAGCCCGACGAGAAGGUAAGUUCCGAGUCCUGCGCCAUUUCCCCGGACGUCCACCGAGGAGCCUAUUAUGAACAGGCAUGUCAGGAGUCUCUGGCCGGUUGCUGAGGCAAAAAAUGCCCUCAUUUUAAAUGGAGCACUAGGUGCAGACAACUAAUCUGUUUAAGCACAAAGUGUGUCUGCUAGUCUCGAUUUGGCACCAUUUUAGUUAGCACCUUGAAAGUCUACACCGCGGGGUGAUGUACACUCUGGUGGAGAUUUUAGGUUGGUUGAAGGGUCCAAACUGAAAGAGGACAAAAUAUGCUGUCAGCUGAGGUUGACAGUACUGAUUAACUUUGUGAACCAACUUUGUACGAAGAUGGGCUCCAGAUAAAAGGGGUUCAACGAGCCAGAGAAGAGGGUGCGAUCGCUUUUUCCUUUUCUAUUCCAGUGUUAGCAUAGUCACUUUAUGCUGUGAACGCGCAAGUUGAAGUUCGUGAGUGAAGCACGGUUAUAUUACGAAGCAAGAGGCGAGGUUACCGAAACCAUUGACUUGAUGACGGAGAAAGAGUCUCCAAGACAGCAGUACAAAUAUGAUUUUGCCGAAAAAUCCGACUCCUCUUCUUCACCUUCUCUAGAAGAUGAUGAAGCAGUGGUCUACGGCAUACCGUGCCAAAAUUGCAAUGCACGCUAUGUUGGUGAAACGGGGAAACGCCUCUGCACAAGACUGCAUGAGCACCAGCUUGCAGUCAACCGCGAGGAUAAACUGUCACCGGUAUAUGGCCACAUGCAACAGGAGGAACAUAGUUUCGCCUUUGGGGAAGCAAGCGUCCUCGGUCGAGUCCAUGACAAGAUGGCUAGGCUGGUGCUCGAAAGCUGGUCCUCAGUUGGCACAAUCAACAGGGCUAUUGAUCUUCAUCCGGCCUACCAGGCGCUGCGUACAAGACUCCAGUCAGUCCAGACGGGGCCGACAGUACUGGCGAGCGAGUCGUGGCUCCUCCAACAGUUGUCACCUUCACAGCAGGGGAGAGGAGCCAGCCGGAGGUCACACGACCAAAGCGAGACAUCGCCCCACCGGCGCGCCCAGACAGCCGAGCGUGAUUCGCACAUGCAACAGCAACCGAUCAGUUCAUCCGAUUAUGAGGUGAGGGCCCAUGGGAACACAGGAUUUGCAGCGAUUACGACAGCCGGUCAGGGGGCAGAGGUCACAGGAGCGCGCCAUUGGCCGCCCGCGGAGGGACCAAAGCCAAUCCGCAGCCAGAGGGCAGGUCAGAGUACGUGCGUCAGGCAUGCCUAUAACACAAGACAGGCGGCGAGGCAGAACAACUUCGAGCAAGCAGGAACAGACACCCCACCACUCUGA